CUGGAGAAUUCUGGAGUACGACCAUCGUGCAUCCGCUUGCGGUGUGUUGGACAUUGGAUCUGAUUGCCACAGAUAUGACGGUGUCUAUCAAUGCCUUUUCAACGAAACGUCCCCCGGGAUUUUACACCUCAUAUGCAUCUGUUGUGAUCGAUCGUGAUCUUCAAUAUCCGUCAUCCUACUAGUAGCGGUAUACUAACGAGUAUCACUUAAAGAUUUUUCCGAAUCGUUUUGUCUUCCAGCUUCUCUCGUAUCACCGCGGUCCUCCCUGUAUGUAUCAAGCUGGUGUUCGAUGGCACAAGUACUAAGUAAGUGAAUGAAUCUGCUCAUCUCGCUGAAUUGACACGAGUCAUGUCGCCUAUCUUUUGGGCCGUUUCGAAUGGACAUCGGGUUCGAUUCUGCUGCUUCAUGUGAUCAUAUGACAGUGAUCUGCCAUGGCUGUCAGGAUUGUCCGACAUAUGGAGAUGGCGCACAUACGCACAAACUCCGAUGGGGGGACGACUGGGGGCGAAUAUGGCAAUGUCAAAUGUUGUCCAGAAGUGCCAGGUUACCGCCAUGUUGGCGUAUUUCAUAAUUCCCACGGGCCAUCUGCCGUGCAUUUGCUACCAGCCACAACCUACUUCAUUCAAGACCCAAAGGGCAAGAAACAGGCGAAUAACGGCAACCGAGGAGCGUGUGGGUCACUCACUUCCAAGAAAACCCCAAUUACGCUAGAUGUGAUUAACUUAUAUGGACUUCGCCGGGAGUCGGUAGAUCUUCAACUUGUAAAACACGGGGAUGUUUGCGUCACCGCAUUUUACUAUGAUACAACAGGAUACAGCCUAUAUGAGUUCUUUAUUAUCGGCUACUCUGUUUUGGAGUCGGAAACUUCCGCUGAGUGCAAUCUGCAACAACACACUGACUCGGAUUCAUUCCUGUCGUCGAUGUAUUGCCACUGGCCCAUCAUUGUUUCUAUCCUGAACAUAGCAAUCUCUAUCAUUGCUGCCUCCUGGGCGCUAGCCGCCGACCGCCAAUUUAGUCGCACGCAGACACGACUUGUUGAUAUGAUCAAUAGAAGAUACGAUUCUGUCGCGAUUCAAUCGAUUUCACAUACCAAUAGUCUCGAACCAGACGUUUACCGUUCCGGGACCAAUCUUAGGGUUCUUCGUUCAGGGAAGCGCAGGGAAGCGUCAGCGGUGUUUACUAUAGUACGGCGGAUGUUUACAAGUACUAAUACUCGCAGUCUGUGUGACGUGGCCGGUAAAUUUCGCAAGUCGCGGUACAAUUGGUCAUGGGCUGAGGGGGUCCCGGCAGUGUAUAUCUGGGUCCGCACCUGCGCGCGGUGUCGAGCACCUAUCGCCAUUGGGCGAUAG
Molecule: messenger RNA, 1349 nt
Organism: Suillus clintonianus
Lineage: Eukaryota; Fungi; Basidiomycota; Agaricomycetes; Boletales; Suillaceae
Exons: 7
Coding region: 432-1349 (305 amino acids)
Source: RefSeq, a predicted model, not a curated record